AUGACGGAUAUAUCAGAAAAAUUAGAUAACCUACAUCUAUCAAAUAAAAUCGUUGAUUCAAAGAAAGAUAAACAACAACCAUUUCCAAAUUUGGAUCAACGAAAAGGAGGUAUAAUACAUAUAAGAAAUAAUGUACAUAAAAAUGGAACAAAUAUAAACACAGCAGCUGCGCGUAAAAGAUCGAAUUCGCAAUCACAAGUUGUUAAUCUACCUAUAAAACCAAAAACUUCAAGAGAUUUUUCGAAUACUUACAAUAGUAAUCUUACCAAUGCUUAUCCCAAAAAGAGAAAUCAUAUGCAAUAUUAUGUUACACUAUUACCCUUAAAUGAUACAUUUAUAAGAAAACAUUUACCAGUUUCAAUAUUUCCAGAAACCACUAAACUAGGUAGACCUACAGGAGCAAAACAUAAACCAGAUGUAACAAAUGGAUAUUUUGAUUCAAGAGUUCUAUCUAGAAAUCAUGCACAAGUUUAUAUAGAUUCAAAUAAUGGGAAACUAAUGUUGCAAGAUUUAGGUUCAUCAAAUGGUACAUACCUAAAUGAUACAAGACUUACUAAUGAACCAACAGAAAUUAAAAUUGGAGAUAUCGUUUGUCUUGGGUUUAAUGUACAAGCAGAAUCAACACACAAACAAAUAAGUCUAAAGAUUGAUAAUAUAGAUAUCAUUGCAAAUACUAACUUUGAUACUUCAUCAAUGAAAAAUCAGUAUGAUACUCCACAAUUUAAACAUUUAUCAUUUGUUGAAGAUAUAUAUCGAAAAAUUAAUGCCGAAGAAAAGCAGCCACAAAAUCAAUCAUCAAGUUUUGACAGUGCAAUGUUUGGUGAUGUUAAUCCAAUUUUAGAGGAUGAGUUAUUAGGGUUGUUCUCAAAUAAUUCAGGAAUAUAUAAUAACUCACAGAUCAAAAACACAACUGCAUUUGAAAAUAUAAUUAAUAGUUUACUUGCCAAUUUAUCAAAAGUUAAACAACAAUCAUCAGCAUUAAAUUCAUUACAAAACUUUUUGGUUGGAUAUCAAAAAGACUUAAAUGAGAUAAAUAACAAAUUUAUAGAAGAAGAAUUUUCUAAUAGAAGCAAAAGUAUAAGUGAUGAAUUAAGUAAGGAGAAAACAAAAAAUAAACAACUAGAAGAUCAACUUAAAAAGUUUACAAAGGCUAAAGAAGUUGAAAUUGAAAAACUCAAUAACAAAAUUCAGCUGGUGGAAAAUGAUAAAUCCAAUAUGUUUGAAUCAAUAAGGGCUUUACAAAUUCAAGUUGAUGAUAACGAACUAAAGUAUAAAAACACAAUGGAACAAUUAGAACAACUACAGUCUCAUAAAACAAAAGAUGUUGCUACAUCUACAGCUGAUGAUUUUUCAAAUGAUGAAGAAACACAUGAUUUAGUUUCAGAUGCAAUUAAUGCAUUCAUAAUGGAUUUAUCAAGAACUCCAUCAGUACGCGAUAACAUGAAAAGUUUGGAGAAUACUUCAAUAAGUAAAAGUUCAACAUUAAAAGAUGCAAUUGAAUUAACUCCUCCAUCAUCAGAUAAUGAAGAAGAAGAAGAUGAGGAAAAUCUCUCAGGAUUAGAUGAAAAAAGCUCACAAGAUGAAAGUUCAACAAGAAAAUCAUCGAAAGAAUUAUAUACAGAAAAUCUUUUAUCAUCUUCAAUUAUAGCAACAAAUCUUAUACUUAAUGAAGUAGAACCAUUCCCAAAAGUUGAAGAUUCUCCAAGUAUUUCAUCAACAAGUUCGAUUCUGCUGUUAACUGAUAAAAACUUAAAAUCACUGACAUUAAAUAAUCAUAAAAAAUUUACAUUCAUCAAGUUAUCUGAUCAAGAUAAACAAAGAUUCCUGACUUUUGCAAUUGCUAUGUCUUUUUUAUUACUAGGGUUUUAUUUACAAAGAUUAGUUAAUUAA
Lodderomyces jiufengensis is the source of this 1890-nucleotide messenger RNA. RefSeq lists its product as uncharacterized. The record is from RefSeq and is a predicted model, not a curated record. The transcript has a single exon. Gene Ontology annotation, cellular component: cytoplasm. Bases 1 to 1890 code for a protein of 629 amino acids. Gene Ontology annotation, molecular function: protein binding. Lineage: Eukaryota; Fungi; Ascomycota; Pichiomycetes; Serinales; Debaryomycetaceae.